Rotaria sp. Silwood2 is the source of this 1170-nucleotide messenger RNA. The record is from the annotation of a GenBank genome assembly. NCBI's taxonomy places the organism in Eukaryota, Metazoa, Rotifera, Eurotatoria, Philodinida, Philodinidae.
AUGGGAAAUAUUAAAAAAAAAUCCUUACGUCAACAUUGUAUUUCUAUUACCGGUAAGAUAAAAAAGCAAAAAGAAAAUCGUCAUCAAUCUUCACCUCCAGCGAUACCACAUAGUACUUUUACAACGAUACGACAUUCACUAAAUGAAUUAGACUUUAUUCAAACAGCUCGUUUACGAAGCUAUUCUAAUUGGCCUCAUUUUAUUCCUAGUGGUAAAAUUAUGUCAUCCAAUGGUUGGUUCUAUUGUAAUGUAAACGAUCGAGUUAUUUGUAUAUAUUGUAAAAAAAUUUGUCAUAAAUGGACAAAUACUGAUGAUCCUUAUGAAGUUCAUGCAAGACUUGCACCUGAAUGUCCUUUUGUUCUAUCAAUAACAUCAUCAUCAUCAUCGAAUAAAGCCCCUCCAUUAAUAACUCAUAAUCUUUCAGAAAAAUUCCAGCCACGUCAUACAACAAUGUGUGAAAUAAACCAACGAGAAAAAUCAUUUGAUAAUAAUACUUGGACACAAACUUCACCGAGUGUUAAUGAUUUAAUAAAAGCUGGAUUUUUUUAUUCUGGUAUUGGAAAUACGGUAACUUGUUUUUAUUGUGGUGGAUCAUUACAUAAAUGGGGUACCAAUGAUAAUCCGAAAAUUGAACAUGCUAGAUGGUUUCCUAAUUGUCUUUAUGCUAAACAUUUAUGUGGUGAUCAACUUCAUGCUAAAAUUCAAAUUAAAAAAAAACGAGUAACAAUAGAAAAACAUAAUAUUGAUAAAGAAACUAUUAUGCGUCUUGUUAAUGCAAGACUUGAUCUACCUAUUGCUCAACGUCUUCGUACACAAUAUUCAUAUUCUAUUGUUAGAAGAUGUUUUGAAGAACAAUGGAAGAUUAAUCAUGAUGAUUUUUCAUCAGAUAAUGAUCUAAUAAUGGCUUGUUUUAUUCUUCAAAAACAAAUUGAUGCUUGCCAAGAAAAUUCAAACAAGUUAAUAAUUCCUUCACAAAAUCAAAUGUCAAUUAGUUCACUUAAAACAUCGAAAACAAAAUUAGAAGAAUGUAUAAUAUGUGUUACGGAAGAAAGACAAUUAGCUUGUAUGCCUUGUGGACAUUUAUGUACUUGUGUAAUUUGUGGAUACGCUCUUCAUUCAUGUCCUAUAUGCAGACAGCAAAUUGAAUCAUUUGUUCGAAUUUAUUGUUAA